Molecule: messenger RNA, 9319 nt
Organism: Spirodela intermedia
Lineage: Eukaryota; Viridiplantae; Streptophyta; Magnoliopsida; Alismatales; Araceae
Source: the annotation of a GenBank genome assembly
AUGUCGCCGGCGGGAAGGGUCGCCUGCAGGGGGUUCUCAUCUUCUGCUUCUCUUCCCAAGAGGAAAUGGGACGCGGUGGUCGUCGGUGGUGGCCACAACGGGCUGACCUCGGCCGCUUAUCUUGCGCGGGCGGGACUUGAGGUGGCUGUCCUAGAGAAACGUCACGUUAUCGGCGGCGCCGCCGUGACGGAGGAGAUUGUCCCUGGUUUCCGCUUUUCUCGCUGCAGUUACCUCCAGAGCCUCCUCCGCCCUUCGCUCAUUCGGUAAGCACCCAUCUGCGGUCGGUACGCCGUCAUUGCUUCUCAGGUGUUCUCCUCCUGACACUCUGUUGUUUGCUGGGUGAAAAAAGGGAGCUCGAGCUGGGCAGGCAUGGCCUGAAGCUCCUGAAGAGGAAUCCAUCCUCCUUCACCCCGUGUCUCGAUGGUCGCUAUCUCCUUCUGGGCCCAGAUUCUGAUCUGAACCACUCGGAGAUCUCCAAGUUCUCGGCAAGGGACGCAUUGUCAUACCCAAGGUACCAUGAGUGCCGCCAAUGUACGAUGCAAUGAAAGUAGUCUGUGUCACCGAGCCUGGUCUAACGCCUUCUGAUCUCACUUCUAUCGUGUUCAGAUAUGAGAAGCAGCUGGAAACGUUUUCCGUUUUCAUGGAUUCUCUCCUGGAUACGCCGACUCCAGAGAUAAACCACAGCGAUCUACCCUUUACGUCUCAGAUGAAAGAUAAGUUGCAGAAGUCCGCUUUCUGGUUCCGCUGCUUAAGGGAAGCUGUUCAGCUGGGACAGAAGGAUUCAUUGUGAGUCUCUGUCGCUUUGUCGUUCUUGUAUGUCGUUGGCGAUUCGGAAACUACUGAAGUAUGUGUCAUCGGUGGUGCUACAUCAUUUACAAGCUUUUAUUCCUGAGUGGUAUACGCGACACUCCUGAGUGGUAUCCUUUUCAGUGUUUAAUAUCGGAUGCACUUGUUUCAGGGAUUUCAUGGAACUCUUGGUAUCUCCUGCAUCAAAAAUUCUGAACAACUGGUUUGAGGUUGUUGAAGUACCCUUUGCAAUUGGUGUUUUGGUGUCCUGCAUCAUCAUCAUUUAUGACGUUUUAAUCAUAAAUCAAUUGUAUACAUAUAUCUCCAGAGCUGUGGAACAAAUUAUAUUUGUUAUUUUAUAUUCUUAUCUUGGUAUUCUGUAUGCACACCUCUUCUCCUGAAGAGUCUAGGAUGGCAUUUUGAGUUACAGAAAUUUAUUAUAUAACUGAUCUAUAAUCAAUUUCAAAUGGAAAUACCGAAUGCCUGGCCCUUGUUCGAUUUCAGCUCUUUAAUUCAGUUUAUUAUUAUUUUAUUAAAAAACUCAAGUAAUUGAGUUCCUGACUCUCGAAAAGUUAACUAAUAUCAAUUUUUUAACUUAAUAGUUUUUUAAUUCGAUUUCUAUAGUUAUACAUUUUUGUAAAGUUAUGGAAUUUCACUGCGCCUAAAAUCUUCAUUCUGACUCUAUUGCUGUUUUUUCCAUCUGCAGAGUGACGUUUUAAAGGCAACACUGGCUACUGAUGCUGUCAUUGGCUCAACGGUAAUAACUCAUACAUGUCAUUUUUCAUUUGGUGUAUUUGUCUAUAGCAAAUAUAGUACAUAGGUUACACCCUAUCAAAAAAAAUUGUAGUAGCUGAGUUUUUCUUUCCUGUUAUGCAUGGAUAAAAAACUAGUAGCCUUUUCUAUUAAAAAAAAAAUCACUAUAUUUACAGUUUACCUUUUUUGUGAUGCUAUUUAAUAAAUGGUUUGUAGUUUAUGCUUUCUUAUAAUCAAUUACAUGCACCAAACUAAUGACCACUGUGAAGCUGGCAUCAAUUAUUUUUUAGCUGUAAGUUUAAGAUUCAUUGGAAAUCUAUGAUGGGUCACUUAUUAGCCUUAGUUUCAGGUUUUUUAGUUAAUUGCAAGAUGUAGAGACUGAAUGUUUGAGAGGAUAACUUUUCGUGAUUGUUCAAUGCACAGCAUCCAUGAGGCAGUGGACGUUACUUCUUAUAGAAAGCAGCUUGUGUUUCAUGUCAUUUGUGAACGAAAUUGAUUAUGCAUAGCAGAACAGACACCUCCCAGAACUCUACAGUGGACUUGUGAAAACCUAUCAAUCUUUUCAACGACAAACAAGUAGAAGAAGAUCCUAAGCCAUGCGACAGUGUGAUGUUAGUCUUUCAACUGUACUACGAAAGGAAUUACCUUGCCACAAAAUUGGAGAUACCCCUGCAUAUCCCAAGGCAAUACCAUAUUUUCAAUAGUUGUUUAUCCACUUUACCGCCCACUUGAGAUUUUUGGAAGUUUUCUGAAGACUUUGCUGUUCCUCUUUAUCUUUGCAUCACACGAGGCAGAAUGGUGGACUACCUUCCAAUCCUUCACGUCUGCUCCCAUGGGUCAGUUUAUUUUCGUUCUGUAAUUAAACUAGAGCACAUUCAAACAUCUUUCCAAGACCUAUUAGAAGUUUUAACAGUGAAAGCUGGCGCAAGUGCCAACUUUCUGUGCAACUUGCUGUUGGACCAGGUCUCCUUGCCGUUUUCCUCCAUUUAAAAUGAAAAGUCAUCGUCAGAAAGUACGACUGGAAGGAUGUUGGAUGUAGUGGCCAGUACUAGCGUUUGCAUAGGGUGGCUUGGGCUCUUCGGGUGCCUACUUAUGACUUUACCACCUACUGGCAGCUGAUGAUUUUGGAAUUAUUUGGUGACACUAUUGUUCAUGCCCUUCGUUAUGCGGAUUCUUUUUGGGGUAUCCUCCAAGAUUUAUUUUAUUUUUUUCUGUGUGGAGAAUAAAAAAUGUCUCUGAUUUUAUAUUGCGUGGGAAUUACCGGCUUUGAAAAGAGAUUUGAGAUUUGAGAAAAAUAUUUUACUCGGUAAUGUUAACCAAUUAAGAAUUUCACACUGGAGACCAUUUUAUCUACGCUCUGUAUUUACCGAAGUGGAUGAAUAAUUGCUUGAAUAAUCUAUUUGAAAGGAAAGACUUCAAUUGGGCUAUUCUGGCUGUCACUUGUUUCUUUCCUUUCUUUUUAUGAUUUUCACUAAUAACGGUUCUAGCUUCACAUUUUCAGGCGAGUGUUCACACCCCUGGAAGUGGUUAUGUACUCCUACACCAUGUAAUGGGUGAAUCAGGGGGCGAUCGGGGUGUUUGGUCGUAUGUCUCUUGCCUGCAAACUCUUAUUUACACACUUUGCACAAACAUGCAUUUCCCGUCUUCAAUAUAGUUUUGAAAUGUCGAUACUUAAGAAUUCCAAAGGAUGUAUAUGGCCUAGGAGCUUCCUUGUUCUUUUAAUUUUAUUCACGUUUAAAAUGUCUACUCGCUGCUGAAUAACCACAAAACAGUACUAGUCUUUCAUAAAUUCGAACAUAAAGAUAAUCAUGUUCUGAAUGAAAGCCCGUCAGUUUGUGCUCUUGAAACACCAUUUGUUCCCUGCUUUUCUCUUGAUGUCAUAUGCUCAAUACCUGGUUCAUUAUCAGUUCAUAAGGAAAACUGCAUUUUUUUAGGUAUGUUGAAGGUGGGAUGGGCUCAGUUUCCUUGGCUAUCGCUAAUGCAGCAAGAGAAGCAGGUGCCCAUAUUCUAACAAAUACAGAGGUAUCUUAUUCCAAGAUUCUUGGUUUCCGUGUUUGAGUUUGUAGAUGAACAAAAAUAUACAGGAAACAUCUGGAAUAGGAGGCUGAGGGUCAUGGCAACCUACAUGUGCACCUCUUGAAGUCGUUCAUGACCUGACUGGUUUAGAAGAACCGAUGAUUUACAUUAACUUGACACCUUACAUUGCGCUGAUAGCCAUUGAAUCUGUUCUUUCUCAUGUCAAGCAAUGAUUAUGGACCUACCGUUUGCAUUACAUUACAAGCACGAAUUUUGUUUUCUUCUUCUACAUCUUUUUAUUUUAUUCUUCUUUUUCUCUAUAGAUAUCGUUUGCCCUUUUCUUUGAUUGAUCAUUCAGGUAGUUAAAUUGUUAUCAUUACCACAUAAUUGCCACUGGAAAUUUUCAUUAACAGCAGAAAAAUAAAAAUAAAGAAAGAGAGACGAAGGAAAAGAUGAUUGCUUUAUUUCUGGCUUACUCGAUAAUCUGACUAAAUGGGUAGCAGGUGACCUGUCUUUGGAGCUUUCCUGACCUUGUGUUGCUCAAGCAGAUGAUGUAAAGCUUCUUCACGGUGAUAAUCUAUUUUCAAAUUCAUAAAAUUGGUCAUCAUAUUGGUUACCCACAUUUGAAUUUCAGCUGAUUGACAGGACAUUUUAGUAAAAUAGUUCUUUUGUGAAUCAUGUAGUCGUCAGUGAUUCACAUCACAUUCAAUCCUCACCAUUCACUCAUUUAAGAAACGCCUUUGGACGUUUGGGUUUUUUUUUUCUUGAUUAGGUGUUGGUAUGAAAUUUUCUUGUUGAAACUGUACCGUUAUGUAGGUAUGGAUGCACUCUUCUUAUACCGUGUUUUCUAAUCUUAUUAUCACCAAAUUAGUAUGUGGCAAUUUUUUUAGGUUUCCCAGUUGAUGGUCGACCAAAGCUCUGUAGUGACUGGAGUGAGUAUUUUCAUGCACCAAAAUUGUUUAAUUUUUAAUCCUUUGAACAUAAAAUAUUUAGUCGAUGUCUUUUCCAGGUUGUUUUGGCGGAUGGAACGGAGGUGAAUUCUUCGAUUGUUUUGUCAAAUGCAACCCCAUAUCGGACUUUUGUGGUAUAUAUUUCUGUUGGUUAAUUCGUGUAAUAUAUUUUGCUAGAUUAGUGAUUUAAAAUAAUUCAAUUGCAUCACCGUUGAGGGUUAUUUGGGAUGAUAUCAGAGACAAUUUCAUGAUUGCUACAUGUUCUUCUUCUCAUGCAGGAAUUUAUUCCUGAAAAUAUCCUCCCUGACGAGUUUCUAAGUGGCAUCAAGAACUCUGACUACAGCUCUGUAAGACUCCUAAUUUUAUUCUUAAUUAUUAAAAAGCCUAAAGAGAGAAAAACAUUUUUGUGGAGCAUGUUGCGUUUUUCUUUUCCGUUCACAGUAGUAACUUUGAAUCUCUGGAAUCAAUCCGAUUUCAUGCUUAUAUCUCAUAGUUUCAAGGUCUCUAGCUUACAUUAAUUUGCAUUUGUGGUCGUUAUAUUCUUAUUUUGCCUUUUAAAUUUUCUUCUGUAUGCUUCUUUUUUUAUGGCUGUUAUUGAAGGAAUCUGGUACAGGAUAAAGAAAAAAAAUGAAGCUAAUGGGAUCCUAAGUAAUCCUGAAUACAUUAUAACACGUUUUCAUGCCGGAUGUUGGGGUCUGACGUUAUAAGUAAUCCUGAACAAGUUAUAAGUCAUACCCUGAAUCGUACGGCUAUCAGACCUAGUUGGGGUCUGGCGUUGUAUUGUAUCAUCCCGGAUCCUUUCCUCUCCCUUCUAGGGUGAGGAGAGUUUGAGUCCUUGAAAAUUAUUCGAAAAUAUCCUCAUCUCUCCUUAUUUAUUCAUGGAUAUCUACGAAUCAGUUAUCCUGUAUCAGUUACCCUCCCCUUCCCAUCACCAAUUAGUGUUUGACAUCAUACGAUCUAUAGCUAGGAAUCAAAUGGGAUUUUUUAUAUGCUAAUAUAUUUAGUUUGUGCCUAUAAGUUCCUGUUUUGUGAGGGCAGCUGCUGCAUUUGCUUCCUCAGUUACAUGUGAUGGCUGGGGAGUUGGUCCUACUGAAUCGUACUUGCUUGUCAUUAAUCUUUCAUUUUACUCAUCGUCGACAUAGCGUUAUGGCCUUAACCUUAUUCUUAUCUGUACUCGUCCUUGCCUAUUAAAGUAAUUGAAAUUGGAGGGUACUGCUAAGAUUUAUGCAGGUGACAACAGAAACAUUCAGGAGGUUAGAAGGAGAAUCAUUUGAGAUAUGGGCCUAGAACCUGGGUGAGAGAUUCCAUGAUCCUCAGGACAUCAGUGGCUCCUUUUUGACUUCGAGUGUAGCAUUUGGUCAUCCAGGAGUGUAACAUUCAGGAGUGUUCCUUAAACCCUUGAAGACAUCCUUAAACAUCCUGAAGUCUUCCAGACACAUUUACAUAAUCAAAAUGAGUCGUAGUGGUCUCGGAAUAAGGCAUUCAGACACCCGUAUACACCAAAGUAGCUAUGCUAUCCAGCUGAAAGCUUAUAUGCGCACCUCUAACGGAAAGUAACUUAGUCAUUUGUUCCAUGACCUAGAUUUUUUUGUAUGAUCAAGGGUUUCUAGUUUAUCAUGUUUUGAACCAUACAGCAUUUGUCUUGUGCAUCCUCAACUUUUGAAACUGAAUGAUAAUGCUGGCUCGUGGAUUUAGUAGGCUUUAGAUAUUUAAAAUGUGGCUAACCGAUUGAGCUGAAGUAUACAUGCUGCUAAAAACCGCAUUGAUCCUCUGUUGGUUGCUUUUUCACUCGAACAGGCAACAACAAAGAUUAACCUAGCCGUGGAUAAGUUGCCUCUUUUUCAAUGUUGCAAAUCUGCUCUUUCACAGUCUGGCCCUGAGCAUGUUGGCACCAUACAUAUUGGGUCUGAGAGGUAUUGCGACAAUCUCGUUUCAUCAAUGGUUAUGUAAAUUUCUUCAACCGAUUCAAUCUUGUCGAUUCUUUUUUCCAAUAUAUGACGCUAGGCUCCCCAUCUAAUUGCAUUAAGAUUAUAAUAAAAUAUUUUAGAAUUUAGGUUCUUCAAUGUUCGGUGCAUUAAUAGAUAUGUCUGUUAGCUUAGAUUGGAUCAAAAUUCGUAAUUUUGGUGAAAAUUAUACAUUAAAAAUAUUUUUUCCUCCAAAUUUUAUUGUCUGCGAAAGCUGGGUAGAUGUGUGCAUCAUUACCUCUACCACCCCCCAUAAGCAUAAUAAUAUGUCAUACUUAUCUGGAUCUUAGGACAUUAAAUCAAGAACCCAAAAAACUCAUAGAAAACUUUCUGUACUGUCAGCAACGUCUUCUUUUACCACUAACAAGGGCUUAAUAGCAUGAUAUUACUUCCUCUUGUAGACGAUUUCGACUCCUAUCCCUUAUUUUAUCUGUUGUUUUUACAGUAUGGAGGAGAUUGACAUGGCUUGCAGAGACGCAUUGAAUGGGCUACCAUCUGCAAGGCCUGUCAUCGAGAUGACAAUUCCAUCAGUCCUGGACAAGACCAUAUCCCCGCCUGGUAAGGGAAGAUGUCGCCCCUGAUAUUUAUUUUACCAAUGCUUUUCAGUGGAUAUAAUACACAUCAUAUCUUCUAUGAUUACUCCUUCAUUCAUUGUUCUGGAGUUGAAAUAGCCCGUAUAUGUUAAUGAAUAAAAACAUUAUUCUUCUACAGUGUACGCAUAUUGUCCAGAAACUCAAUCCUGGGCAGUUUUUGGUGUCAACUUUUCCUAGUCUUUAGUUGAUCUCUGUCGGAUGGAGCAAGCAUUGGUGGGUAUCUUCAUCUGUACCAAAGAAACCUUUCUUUCUUGGCAGCUCUGUAGACUAUUAUUUUUCUCGUGAUUCGAUGCAAGAACAUUAAGGAUUGAAUCAUCAGCUGAUGAGGAAGCUUUAGUUUGAUGAGCAGUUAAAGGCUUUCUUUGGGGAUGGACAUUACAUUACAGUUUAUAAAUAUUGAGCACAAGAUUGAAAUCUGGAAUUAAUCCUUUUUUACAUUCUUGUAAUUUUUCUAUUCAUUGCUUAUUUAGCACAUAAUACUAAAAUUAAUAGAUGUAAUGUUUUGAUAAUCUGAGAUGUAAUGUCCCACAUAAAAAAAAAUUGCCUAUAGAAACUAUGCAUUUCAUAAACCUUAUCCAACAGGAUCUGCAAUCCCCAAACUGUCUCUCUCCAUAAAUUUUCUAUUUCAAAGUUUCCCAUUUUAGUGAUGGGAACUCGCGUUACAUCAUCAUUGGACCACUUUCUCUAUCGUUUAUACAGCACGAAAACAGACCAGGUGACCUGCAUUUGCCUUUUAGGUUCUCUGGAUCCACUACUUUCUUCUUACCUUACCAGAAGAAGAUAGUAUGACCUCUAAUUUUCAUGGGUACUCUCUUUGAACUAUAGUAUUGAUCUAAAGCAUGUGGGAAGAUUAAUGAGCGUUAUUCUAGUUAAAAGUACAAUGAACAUUGCUUAAUGGGUCUCUCAAAUUGCUCCUGCUUCACCCUUCUGAGGCUUGGAUCUGAAAUGGCAUCGCCUAUUUCUGAAACCGGGUCUCUAUAAACAGUUUUCAAAAGUAUCUGAAAUGUAAGGCAAUGCAUGCCACACUAAACACGUACAUUCUCAUGGGAUAAAGGAACUAAUGGCCAACUUUGGUGCUUGGCCCUCCCUUCUCCCCUGCCUGCUGCAACACUUUGUGAUAACACCUUCUUGGGUUUUCUCCCCCUUUGCAUAUUGACAGAACCUCCUUUGCUGGAGAGUAUCGUUUGACUUCAUCCUAAUUCUAGCAUUUGACUUUUAGUUGUCUUCGCACCAUGCACUCCAAAUGAAAGUCAGAACAUGCAGAUGAAUCCCUCCUCAUCAUCAUCCAUAAACUCUUUCCUUCUUCAACUACCUCUUUUGGGACAAACUCGUUAUUUUCGGAACGAUCAACUGCAUAUGAUCGGCUGCUCAGUUUAAUCGUCUCUUUCCGUUCUGAAGUGCUACUUUUAUCUACGUCUGUUGCAUCGCAGGUAAGCAUGUCAUUAAUUUAUUUAUCCAAUACACUCCUUAUGAACUUGCCAGAGGCAGCUGGGAAGAGACAUCCAUCCGGGUGAGUGAACUCAGUUUCUGACGAUUCGUCUCUCUCCCUGCUUACCACUUAUGCACCUCGUUCCAUAGGGUUUGAUGAAGAUUACUGCAAAUGACCCAUGAUUACAUGCAUUAUUAUUCUCAUUUUCUUCCCGAUAAUGGAAGCUUGAGGACAUGUAUUCAUCUGUGAGCUGUGUUUUCAUUCAGGAAUCAUUUGCUCAGAGAUGCUUCUCCCUGAUUGAUGAAUACGCCCCGGGCUUCAGCUCUUCAGUAAUCGGGUAUGAGAUGUUGGCUCCCCCUGAUCUCGAAAGGGAGUUCGGCCUCACAGGUGAAAAAUACUCAUAAAUUCACUGGGUUCAGACAAGUAUUAUACUUUCUGGCGCCAUUCUUUUCCCAUGCUGCCAUGCAUCUGACCCACAUCUCAAAUCUUCUAUUUCUUUCAAUAUUUUCAGGGGGGAAUAUUUUUCACGGCGCCAUGCACCUGGACUCCAUAUUCUUGAUGAGGCCAGUCAAGGGAUGGUAGGGAAUCUCAUAUUGCCUGCGAUUGUAGAUUUACUGAAGGACAUGAGCGAAAUUGCUCUUACCCACCUUUCCAUUGCCACUGAUGAGGCUGGCGGCGGAUCAUGGCAGGUCGGCUUACAGAACCCCGGUGAAGGGCCUUUAUCUCUGUGGGAGUGGAGCUCACCCGGGAGGCGGCGUGAUGGGGGCACCUGGCCGCAAUGCUGCUCACGUUGUUCUUCAGGACGUGAAGAAAUCCGCAGCAACGUGA